Paramormyrops kingsleyae is the source of this 2531-nucleotide messenger RNA. RefSeq names its product tumor necrosis factor alpha-induced protein 2-like. Gene Ontology annotation, molecular function: SNARE binding. The record is from RefSeq and is a predicted model, not a curated record. Gene Ontology annotation, cellular component: exocyst. Gene Ontology annotation, biological process: exocyst localization; exocytosis. Lineage: Eukaryota; Metazoa; Chordata; Actinopteri; Osteoglossiformes; Mormyridae.
UCGGGUAAGGCAGCAGGAAGGAUCAGAAACGCCUCAGUGCCAGGAAAAUUCCCCUGUUUCCACAUCUCCACGCCUCCCUGCGACAUCAUCUCCAUGCAGUCGCUUAUUUAAACGCAGAAUCGAGCGAAAUUAACUAUAACACAAGCUCUUGCUACUGUAACUGUAAUAUCACCGGGUGAUAUUUACCUUUCGACAAUAUGACUGUUACAACCGGAUCUCACCCUGGUACACCAGUGCUAACUCGUGGGACAUUUAGAAUUAAGAUGCCAAGGUUCUUAAAAAAGCACAGAAGGUCUGCUACAUCUUCGGAAACUCCAGUCAUCACUGAUCCUUCUAUCACACUGGAAGAACCAGUUGUCUUGAAUUUCCAGGAGUGUCUGAAUCAGAGGUAUUUCUCCAAAGCUGCCCAAAAGCUGAUUACUCAAGAAGAUAGUCUGUUUGCACAAGGUGCAAACUCCACGCCAGAAGACAGGAACAAGCUGGAGAGCGAUUAUAAUAAGCUUCUCAACCAAAUAUGGCUGGCGAUGAAGGGAACAUUCGAGGCAGGUACACGGGAAACAGAGAUUCUGAAGGAGGCAGUGAGAGCCAUCCAGCUGGAGGAGGAACAGGACCGGAAAUGGAAGGAUGCAGGGCUGCCAGAGGAAAGGGACGUUCCUGGCUGGAGACCCCUGGAUUGCAGGACCAAGCACGACAGCCAGCUCCGGGAGCUGGUCAGGACGCGACUGGAAGACGUCGAGGAUGUGAGCGGGGCUGACAACCUCUCCUCGUCCCUGAAAAAGGAAAUCUGCAGGAAGGGCAAGCGCCUGAAGAACGAUCUCCUCACGGUCGUGCAGAACGUGAAGCUGUGCUACCCAGAGGAAUUCGACAUAUGCAACCUGUACGCCAGGCUGUACCAUGAGGCGUUCGCAGAACAACUGAAGUCCAUCGCUGAGUUCGGGCUGGAUGCAGAAGACUCAGUUUAUCUCCUGUUCUGGGUGAAUGAUUGCUAUCCUGAGGAUGUGUUGAAAUGCAAUAAGCUGACUUUGGACAUUAACACUGAAGCACUUGGACCUCUGCUGCCUGAAGAGAUGAUCAGCCCCCUGAAAGACCUGUAUCUCACAUACAAAGAGAGUAAGAUGGAGUCCUGGGGCCGUAACGUUCUCGAGAAACAGAAAGAGAUGACAAACCAUCCCAGUGAAAUCGACGGCUGCUACUCCACAGACAUGGCCAUCGAUUACUUACAGCUUUUUGACUCAGCAGUGAAGUCGGCGGCAACUAUGCUGGAAGACCCAGAGAAAGUCAAGAGGAUCGCGGGUCAGCUGAGGGUCUUUCUGACCAGCUACAAGAAGUUUCUGCAAGAGGUGUUAAAAGAGAGACACGGGCAGGCUGCUCCUACAGUGAAGGCACACUUAGCCAGUCUGAUCGAAUUCAAGCGGUACAUCGAGAACAACGGCAGCCUUUUCACGAUGGACACGAGAGACAGCCCCCUGUCCAUAGUGGCAGAGCUAAUUGACGCUAGCAACACUUACCUCACUAGCAUUGCACACAAAGCUCUCAAGCUGAAGUACAGCAAACUGGGGACUGAAGACUGGUUUUCUGGGAAUUACAUAGAAGUGCUGGACGAGAUUGAGAAGCAAAUUAAAAACUUAAAGAACAACCUGCAUAUGAAAUGCCACGAGGUGCUGUUGGGCCGAAUGCACAGGGAGGUGCUGGUAGAGUACGUGAGGAGGUUGUUCAAGAGGAAGGUGAAACUAUCAGACAGGGUUCAGCAGGAGACGGCAGCGAACCUGGUGUGUAUGGACAGCAGCAGGCUGACGGAGCUCUUCACUGAGGCGGGCUCAAGGGAGGACUGGCUGCAAAACCUCCUUCCGAAAAUUGCUGAUGUGCUCCGGACACAGGACCCACCUUUUAUCCAGCUGGAGGUGGCCAUCUUAGCCCGGGACUACCCUGACCUCAGUUCACGCCACAUCGGAGCUCUGCUGAACCUUAAACACAACCUCUCCAGUGAAGACAUCUCCAAGAUCAAGCAGAGUGUGAAGGAAACGAUGCAGUGUAUCCCCAGUGGAAAUUGCCGGCCUUUCUUCUCCAUGGUGGCAGUAAAGCGGCAACGCUUGGCCUUGAUUUAACCUUCAGAUAUUUCACUUGUCAGGUGAUCAGUAAAUGUAAAGUGUCUCAUUGCUGUAUUGUAAGUUGGAUCUGUGAUUCGUUAUGUUACACAUUUCAUAGCUUUUUGUGGAACGAAGUGUAACAGAGUAUAUAAAUGUAAAAAGCCAAGCUUUUUCAGUUCUUGAUGUAUUGUCAUCAUCACUAGGUAACCUCUAAUGUAAACACAGGGUGUUGUGAGAAUUUCUGUUCCAUAAAUUUGUUGACAUAUUACUCAACAGUGCUAACCAAACAUCCCACAUAAUGGCAAAGAAUUCUUCAGUCUUCAGAUGUAAAUAAUACGUUGGUGUCUUUUGUAUAGUACUUAUGUUUAUAAGCUUUAUUCUUUUUUUCACUUUUUUAACUGAAUGUUUGUAUUGUAAUGCUUCAAUAAAAAGGUGUAUUUGUGA